AUGCUGGGAAGGGAUUCGCCCCCGCUGCCACCGCGACGCAGUGUUGGAUUACCUCUGCCGGGCCCAGCCACCGCGGGGCCAGCGGGUGCCGCUGCGCUGUGCCCGCGUCCGCGCAGCGCACGCUAUGUCGGGCCGCUGACUUCAGUCGGGAGAUAUUUGGAGGCUCCGCGAGGUCCGGUGCAGGGGGUCAGCGUGUUUGGCUCUGAAAACGAAUCAGCGGAGGGCGCGUCACUGCCAAAGGGACCUAUAAAUCCAUCUGCGGUGCCGAGUCGCCCUGGAAAAGCCCCCACAUCCGCGCGUCCAUCUCCGCGCUCCCCUCCGCCCGCGGCUGCGGCAUCCCCCGCGCCUCGCCCAGCCCCGCGCCCCCGCCCGCCUCUCCCCGGCGGUGCCCGGGAAACCGGUCGCGCGCAAGCCCAGACGGGGCAGCCGAAGCGGGCUCUCCCCGGCUCUGACCCGGCUUCCCGCUGCUCCCGCCACGCUCCCCUCUUGGAUCUAAGCUUUCGCCGCGACGAGACCCCCGAUCUGGAGGAGGAAGCCUCGUUGCUGCUGCUACCGGCUCUACAAAUCCCAGCGCCGGCCUCUGAUUCUCCCAGCAAGUUGUCUUUCUCAAAUUUCCAAGCAGGGUCCCAAGAGCAGCACCCAGAGCCAGCUCCUGCUGCCAAGCGGCGCUCCCCACGGCUCGGGCCGCUCCCGCUGAGCGCGUCUCCGGGGACGAAGCGAGAGAAGACCUCCGCGGCGCCGCUCCUGUCGCGGCCACAGCACCCGAGACGGCGACGGAGGCCGCCGGGUCUUGUGCUGGCGUCUCCUCUCUGCCUCCAUCAAGACUUGCGACCUUGUUCCCCCUCAUCCCCACGCCUCCUCCCCGCGCAAAGUCUCGGCGGUCGGACCUCGACCUGGCCCACAUGUAUCGUCCAUCCGGCCGCUCGGCUCCCCGGCGUUAAUAUCCAUCUCGGGUCCGACGAGACCAGCUCAGAGGCGAGGACCGCGGCGGAGUGGGAGACCCGGCAGAUCCUCGGCCCCGGAGAAGUGCGAAGGCAGCGGCCGGCGGGGAAAGUGCGCACCAGGCCGGAGGUACCGGCGGGCCCCGGGCGGCACCAGCGCCCUGAGCCCUUCCGGACCGCGUUGAAUCGGGCCGGGGGCAGCUGUCAUCCCCGGGUGGCGGCCAUCGGGGUGCGUGCCGUGGCUGACUGCAGGCGGAGCGACAGGAAAGCAAUAAAAGAGAAAAUGUGA
Messenger RNA from Columba livia (rock pigeon), 1230 nucleotides. Its product is annotated as basic proline-rich protein-like. The record is from RefSeq and is a predicted model, not a curated record. NCBI's taxonomy places the organism in Eukaryota, Metazoa, Chordata, Aves, Columbiformes, Columbidae. The transcript is spliced from 2 exons. The coding region runs from base 1 to 1230 and encodes 409 amino acids.